This is a messenger RNA of Rotaria socialis, 891 nucleotides long. NCBI's taxonomy places the organism in Eukaryota, Metazoa, Rotifera, Eurotatoria, Philodinida, Philodinidae. The record is from the annotation of a GenBank genome assembly.
AUGUAUUUACUGAUUCUAUCUUUGUUGAUCAACUCUGUUCAAACUCAGCAAGAUAUUUGCUCGUGUUCAUGUUGUAUUGGUGUGUCGUGCUCUCCUGUUAUUGUCGGUUCAUUUUCCGUAUCAUCAUGUGCAGUAGACACAUGUCUUCAACUGUGUCGUACGUCUUACUAUCAAUGUCAAGCCUAUAUUCCUAAUGGACAAGCUAUGGGGCAAUGCUCAUCGUCUGUGAGUCCUUUGUACCAGUGUAGAUGUGAUUGUUGUAAUACAGGUUCGACUAGUUGCGUACCAUCAUUUGUUGGUUACGGUAGUGCAUACCAAUGUAACACUGCUGCCUGUAGUAUUUCUUGUGCUUCACAGUAUCCAAGUCAAUGUGUAUCCAAUCAAAAUGGACAAGUAAGUGGCACAUGUACUGGCCCGAUUACCACAACAACAACGACUACGACGGUUAGAACAAAUAUUAUUGGAACCGGUUAUACUUGUUCGUGUAUGUGCUGUUCAUCAGGUUCUAAUUGUGUAGCAAAUGUCGGCGUAGGCUUCACUAUAGCAUCUCAAUGUUCGUCAUUAUCUUGUACGCAAGCAUGUCAAAAUCAAUAUCCAACCUAUUGUCCUUCCAUACCCUCGUUGGGUCAAAGUAAUGGUAUAUGUACAAAUCAAGUUAACGGAAAUAUACGUUGUCAGUGUCGAUGUUGUACAGCAAACGGAUGUCCAACUUAUGAGAUAAACACCACUGGAGAUUGUACAUCAUGUUCUACGUUAUGUCAACAGCAAUCGCCUUGCGGUAGUACGAAUCCUGCAGCAUACACUUGUAGUACAAAUACAAAUAAAUCAAAACAAUCAGUAGAAUUUUCCCUUUUAACGAUUAGUUUUUUAUUAAUAGCAGUUUUACUAUAA